AAAUUCCCCUGCAAUAUCUAUCUAGAUAACCUUCCUAUAACGACAGCACAAGACGUCAGCAUACAGUGUGAGCUUAUGCUCGAUGAACGCACCUACGCAUUCGAUAUACCCGAUAUACGACCAAGGCGUCAGUUGGUGCGUCGUUUUUAUUAUUUGCUAAUGCUGGAGAUUGCAUUGGCCGUGCCCUGCUCGGAGAUUAUGUUUAUCCUUACGUUUCCCCGUAAUCAGCUAUUUUUACGGGUGGUCACAAUUGUGGUGCUGUUAAUUUUGUACACGUUUCUCUAUCUAUGGCCGAAUUGGCGACGAUAUCCUCCCUACAAUUACUGCGUAUUCCUGUUGACAUCUCUCACAACCGCCAUCAGCAUGAGUAUCUAUUUAAUACAGUUCGGUCAAACACGUUGGCUGCAUGCAUAUCCACUGAUUGUUAUUACCGAGCUGUUAGCUGUAGCUUUGUACACUAAACAGGACAGACUAAAAUGUUCUCAUGGUGUGGGCGUCAUUAUAAUAUUCUUGGUUUUUGGACUGUUUCUGGUGUUGGCAUACUUUUUGGGCAUGCUAUUCAAGCUGCUUGGCCUGUUCGGUUGUACGCUGGAGGCCUGGUAUAUUAUCUACGAUACACAUCUGAUGCUCUGCGGCCAUCAUGGCUACGAUGUUAAGCCGCAGGAGUAUGUGUUUGCCGCUGUCAAUAUACACGCUGAUGUGCCCAAGUUUUUGUGGAUUUUAAUUAGGCACCUUGUGCUCGGACCAUUUGUGAUGUUCAUCGAGCUAAUACGAAAUUGCCGCACAAGUGGAAUAUGCUAAUAAUGCGAAAUAGAGUAUAUGGAUAUGGGACAUACAAAACGGAACACAUGGAUAGAACAUAAUACAUAGAUACAUAAAAUAGAAUAUCCUAUUUCAUAUUCCCCACUUUGUUUUCAAAACGAAAUCACAAUCUAUUCCAUAUAUCCUACUUCCUGUCGUAAUUUGCUUAUUCGAAAAUAAAUUCAGAAAUCCUUUGUGUAAAUCUUCAAACACAGCCUCUGAUUCAAUCGAUUUUUCGUUCCCUAAUUGCCGUUUUCCAUUAACGGUUGCCCAGAGAAAGGACAUUAGAUGUCCGAUUCGCGUUUGGUGGACCCAAUUAUGUAUACAUGUAUGACACGUUUGCUAUCAUCGGCUAAAUGCGCUGCAAAUGAUGGUCAUUAGCGCUGUGGGCCCCACAGUCGCCGCUCGGUUAGCUGUUGGACGUGGAGCGCGAGCUAUGAAUGUGACUUUGAUUGACUGGGUGCGCGGUGAGUGGGGUUAGGGAACUACUGUUGAGAACCAAUGACAU
Molecule: messenger RNA, 1309 nt
Organism: Drosophila novamexicana
Lineage: Eukaryota; Metazoa; Arthropoda; Insecta; Diptera; Drosophilidae
Product: protein lifeguard 1
Exons: 3
Biological process (GO): negative regulation of apoptotic process
Cellular component (GO): membrane
Source: RefSeq, a predicted model, not a curated record